Molecule: messenger RNA, 1059 nt
Organism: Plasmodium gonderi
Lineage: Eukaryota; Apicomplexa; Aconoidasida; Haemosporida; Plasmodiidae
Exons: 4
Coding region: 1-1059 (352 amino acids)
Source: RefSeq, a predicted model, not a curated record
AUGAACAUUAAAAACUUAGACGAUGUAAAAUACAGAAUUCAUAAAAUUAAAGUUUUGAACGAAAAUGAUAGGAAGGCAAAAGCAAUAUUGAAGAGGGCAGCUGAUCAAGUGCAGCCUAUAAUGAGGAAGAGAUGUUUUUCGGUUGAGUUGCUUUCCGAAUUUUUACCCAGGAGCCCAAAAUUGUUAGGCCUAAACAUUGUAACAAAAUCAGAAAUUAAGAUACGGCUGCGAGAAAAAAAAGGUGGGCAAAUAUUUCAUUUUAACGAAAUAAUAGGAACGCUACUUCACGAAUUAGCACACAUAGUACAUAGUCGACAUGACAAGGCAUUUUACGAGUUAUUGGAUAGGCUAAUUUUAGAAUAUAAUGAAUUAUAUGUUUAUAAUAAAAAACAAGAUGGACCAAGUAAAGGAAAAAGAAUAGGUGGAAAUGAAUUCCACAUUUGUACUGGUACCCCUAAAUUUAUGGCAGCACAAGCUGCUGAAAUGAGAUUACUAAACAAUUUUAUAAACAAAGAUGGAGAAAUAUUAAAUACAUCCCUUGAAAGUUGUUUGACGACAGAACAGUGUGAAAAUUUGUUUAAAAAUAGAAAAGAACGUGAUGAUAAAAUAUGUUCCUUAUCGGAUGACAUAAUUUUGAUUAAUGGGACAGUCGAAUCCUCUAACUGUGGGGAAAAUGAAAUUAUAGAAAAACAUCAGAGCACAAAAAAUGAUUUAAAAUCUAUAAAUGCGUCGAAAAACACUAAUAAAACCUUUUUCAAUUCAAGUAUAAAUUAUAUAAAAGAUGAAAAUUUGACACAUGCACAUUCGCAAGAUGGUAGUGGAAAAUCUUUUAAUGUAUUAGGCAACAACCAGAAAAUGAAACAAGAUUCAUCUGAUAAGGGGUGUAAAGAAAAUGCUAAAACUUUAUUUAGCAAUAAUGGCAGCGACUGUGUGCAUAUAUUAAACAUAAAAAGAGGUUACAAUAAUCUGAAAAAUUCAGAAAAUAAAAAUACUUUGACAAUUUCAGAUAACACAUCUGUUAAGAAGGAUAAAAAGAGAAAAGUUAUUAUUCUGGAUUAG